UUAAGAUUUAUUGUAGUUUUUUAACAAUCCAAUAUUUUUUUCUAUCACUACCUGUUUUUUCUUCUCAUUCAUCGUCAAAAUUGAUUCUACAACCGAAUUGUAGAUUGUCAUUUGUGUUUGUAAACUAAUUUUAGGAGACCAAUGUAAUGAGUUUAGUAUUUGUAUCACAUUUCGUUGUAGUAGCGGAUAGAUACACUUAUACGACCCCGGUGUAAGUCAGAUCUAUUUCAGGGACGCGACCCUGCUCACGCAAGCCAUGGCUAUCCCCCAAACCCAAAUAGGGGAGGUCAUGUCCCGAUCCAAGUUUCCUACCAAAUAUCCAAAAAUCCUUUCCGAUUAUCCAACCCACAGGAGUAAACCUAAUGCACCAGAAAAAUCAUUGGGGAAGGCAACGGGAAACCACUCCAAUUAUUUCUCCCGAGUAAAGUUAACAUGGCGCAAUCCAAACAUAAUCAGAGUAUUACUGAUCAUGGAUCUCGGAAACCAAGAUCCGGCAGGGAAGGGUGCGCACCAGACUGUGGAGCCUUCCCGGUCGUCACCACACGAAACCCCUACAAUUUAAAAAGUACGACAACUUUAAAAAUGUCUAGCAGUACAAUCAGAUUAGGCACAUGGAAUGUUAAAAGCCUCUAUGCAGCAGGCAAGCUCAGUAACUUAGUUCAAGAGGUUAAACGCUUAAAAAUUGAUAUAAUGGGCAUCAGUGAGCUCCGCUGGCCUGGAGCGGGAACAUGUGAACAAAAUGAAGGCACACUAUACUAUUCUGGAAGUGUAGAAGAUGACGUACAUCAUAGGAAUGGAGUUGGCAUAUUUAUAACAUCUAAAUUCAAGAAAUAUGUAAAAAAUUUUGUACCUGUAAAUGACAGACUAGCGAUACUCCAAUUAAAUAGUAAACCAUUUAAUGUCAAUGUUAUCCAGAUAUAUGCCCCUACUUCAGAAAAGAAAUAUGACAAUGAUGUUGAAUCAUUCUAUAGUCAAUUAAAACAGACACUUAACAAUCUAAAUAGGAACGAAAUCACAUAUAUUAUUGGAGAUUUUAACGCGAAAAUUGAUCAAGGACGAAGAUCUGACCUGAUAGGUGGAUAUGGACUAGGGGAGAGCAACGAAAGAGGCGAUAGAUUAUACCAGUUCUGUCAAGAACAUGACAUGAUAAUCGCAAAUACAUGGUUCAAAUUACACAAAAGAAGAUUAUAUACAUGGAAGGGACCAGGAGAUAACUCGCUUCAUAUAAUUAGAAAUCAGAUAGAUUAUAUUCUAGUAAACAAGAGAUUUAAGAAUGGUGUCAAGAGAUCAACGACAUAUCCUGGUGCAGAUAUCGGUUCAGACCAUAACCUUCUAAUAGCUGACAUCCAAGUGAAGCUCAAAAAAGUCGAAGAAAACCCCAAAACACCAAAAUUACAUAUAUCAGCAUCCAACAAAACGCUAAUAGAAAAUGACCUGAAUAAUCAGCUAAAGAAUUCAACAAAUGAAAACAAUACAGAAAUAUGGAACACGUUUAAAAAUCUUACCUGGAAAGUAAUGGAAAAAUAUACGACAACGAUGCAGAGGCACAAAAAACAACAAUGGAUGACUGAUGAAAUCCUGGAAUUGAUGGAGCAGAGAAGAAAACUGAAAGAUAACAAAACAAAAUACAAAGAAAAACAAAAACUAAUUAAACAAAAAAUAAAGGUAGCUAAAGAAAAAUGGAUGGAGGAUAAAUGCAAGGAAUUAGAAAAGUUGAAUGAAAAAGAUGAUACGUUUAAUAUGUUUAAAAAAGUUAGAGAAGUAGCUGGUCUUUAUUAUAAGAAAACUCCACAUACUAUAACCGAUUCGUCGGGAAAAAUGAUAAUAGACGAACACGAAAUCCGAACUACCUGGUAUAAUUAUAUAAAUGAACUGUAUAAUGAUGAUAGACCCGAAGAACUGGACACUUUAGAUGAAGGUGAAGGACCAGAAAUACUAAAAUCAGAAAUACAACAUGCUAUAAAAUUGGCAAAAACAAGAAAGCCGUUGGUCCCGACAACAUACCUACAGAAAUGUUAAAGCUCAUAAAUGAGGAAAACAUUGGAAUACUAGUCAAACUUUUCAAUGAUGUUUAUUUGACUGGUGAUAUCCCUGAAGAUUGGUUAAAGUCCGAAUUCAUAACCCUACCAAAAAACAACGUCCGAAAAACUGUAGCGACUAUAGAAUGAUAAGCCUUAUGAGCCACACCUUGAAAAUCUUUCUACGUAUCAUCCACAGUAGAAUCAGAGAUAAAUGUGAAGAAGACCAGGAUGAAACACAAUUUGGCUUCAGAAAUGGACUGGGAACCCGGGAUGCACUCUUUGCACUAAAUGAGUUAUUGCAGAAAUGCCGAGAUCAAAGGAAAGACGUCUUUGCUGUAUUUAUUGACUAUGAUAAGGCCUUUGAUCGAGUACAACAUCACAAAUUAAUUAAAAUACUAAAGGAUAAAGGAGUUGAUAGUCAAGAUGUACGAAUCAUAGAAAAAUUAUACUGGCGCCAAACAGCGACAGCUUGCAUAAAUGGAAAAUCAACAGAAAUAUGCAAAAUACAAAGAGGCGUCAGACAGGGUUGUAUACUGUCCCCACUGUUGUUCAAUUUGUAUUCAGAUAGAAUAUUUAAGGAAGCGCUGCAUAAUUUGGAAUGGGGUGUGAAGGUUAAUGGAAUUCUGAUAAAUACAAUCAGAUAUGCAGACGAUACAGUUAUUUUAAGUGAUGAUAUGAAUGGAUUACAACACCUUUUAAAUGCCAUUGACAGAGUGGGAAGAGAGUUUGGCCUAAAUAUAAACUGUUCAAAAACAAAGUACAUGGUAUUUAGCCGUUUGGCCCAUCAAGAUUCACGGUUAUAUGUGGAUGGUCAUAUGAUUGAAAGAGUACCCAGUUUUAAAUAUCUUGGUUGCCAUAUUACUGAACAACUAGAUCCAGAUAAAGAGAUAAAAUGUAGAAUCGAGAUAGCCCGCACGACAUUUUUAAAAAUGAGGUCAUUCUUCUGUAAUGAUACCUUGCAACUUCAACUUCGAAAGCGCAUGAUUAAAUGCUACAUUUGGUCAGUCCUCUUGUAUGGUGUCGAAGCAUGGACAUUAAAAAUAUCCACCAUUAACCGUUUGGAGGCCUUUGAAAUGUGGCUGCACAGACGUAUUCUAAAAAUACCAUGGACGGCUAUGCUGACAAAUGUGGCAGUCCUUAAGAGAGCAAAUGCUACCCGCGAGCUGCUUGAUAACAUCAAAUAUAGAAAGAUGGCCUAUUUUGGACACGUAGUAAGGGGAGACUGGUAUAAUAUUCUUCAACUUAUUAUGAUGGGUAAAAUCGAAGGACGCAGAGGAAUUGGUAGAAAGCAGGCCUCUUGGUUGAAGAAUAUCCGGGAGUGGACAGGAAUAAAGAAAGCAGAACACCUAUUUAGAAUAACUCGAGACAGAGACAGUUUCGCCAUGUUAAUCGCCAACGUCAAGGGGACUUGAUAGGACACGUUAAGAAGAAGAUCACAUUUCGGCCUUGUUGUAUUUUCUGCUGAAUGUCUCUUCUUUCGCUAUCGCUGUACCUAGGUAUUUAAAUUCUUCGCAUUUUUUUAUAUCUCUAAUAGUGUUGUGGGUCUCUUUCUUCCUCCUUUAUUCGAAGAUAUUCUGUUUUGUUGAUGGUGAGUCCGCAAUUUUCGUAUUUUUCAGUUAAUUUUCCAAUCGUAUAAUCAAUGUCUUCCUCAUCGUUUGGCAUAAUCACUUGAUUGUCUGCGAAGAAAAUGUUUGUUAUGUACUUGUUUGCAAGUUCUAUUCCCAUAACUGUGCAUUUUCUUCUCCAGUUGUUUAAUCUCCACGAAUAUAGAUUUUGAAUAGAGUUGAGGAUAAAGAACAUCCUUGUCUCAAGCCUUUUUGACAGGAAAUGCGUCUGGAAUUUUAUUCUCCAUUUUGACUGCUCUUUUUGCAUUUAUGUACAUGUUAACUAUAGCGUACCAUUCUCUCAGGUUGCGCAGCUACAAUAUUCCGCGUCUCCAUAUGCUUCGUUUUCCUUGAAUCUUUCCCUGCAUAAUGAGUUGGGAGCAAGUUGUACCUGUCGGACGCGUACUAUGUCCGAGAUAUUCAAAUUUUCUGGUUUUGAUUGUAUUUAAGAGUUCCAUUCCUUUAUUCAUCUUUCUCAGAACCUCUUUGUUUGUUACGUGUUAUGUCCAAGAUAUUUUCAGAAUUCUUCUAUACACCCACAACUCGAAUGAUUCCAGUUUUUUCAUUGAGGCCGCAUUCAAGGUCCAAGCUUCCAUUCCAUAAAACAAAAUCGAGAAAGCGUAGCACCUAGCCAACCGUACUCUUAGCUCUAACUUCAGAUCUCUUGUGCAGAGCACUUUUAUCAUUUCGUUAAAAUUCGCUCUAGCCUUUUCUAUUCUAAUUUUAUUCUCCUGGAAGUAAUCAUUUGUGGAGUUAAUCAUUGUUUUACGAUAUGCAUAUUGGUCUACUUGUUCGACAUUGAUUCCGUUUAUGAGUAGAUUCUCGUUAUUUUUUUGCGUUUUAGAUAUUCUCAUAAUUUUUGUCUUUUUGAUGUUCAUGUUCUACUACUACUACUGAUAUGCCAUCACAAAAUCGAACGUAGGCAAUAAAAUGAGCACAUUUAUUGCUACCUGUUGCCUCAUCAAGCUGAAUCGAAAACAGCUUGUCGUUUAACUUACCGAGUAGCUGAUCCUGUAUAUCUUCAGCUAUAUCAUCAAUUCGACGGGCAACAGUAUCAUAUACAAGAAUCUACAGGUCGAGCAAGUCUCGUAAAUUUCACGAUUGCGAGCCACGCUUCACGCAACCGUGUUUGCGUACUUGUGUUUCGAGUUGCGUGGUCGUGCGGAGUUGUCAAAAUUAAAUCAAUAUGUCAAUAUGGCUACUGGGUGUAAAAGAUACAUCUUAUUCUAUCUGUUCUUAAUGAGUUUUAGAUAAUUUUAGUUGUAUUUCUUUGUAAUUUUGUGUUGUACAAAGAUUAAUUUAACAUUUUCUCUGGAAGUAUUAAUUUAGAAAGAUAAUAUGCUUCAUUGGUGUUGUGUUUUGAAGUGUGAAAUGCAAAGUAAUUGUGAUAAAGUUCACUUUUAAACUGAACUAAAUAAGGUAUCUGAGAGACAACAAUGGUUAAAUGCAAUACAAUGUACAGGUUUUACUAGCGAAAUGAAAAUUUUCCUGUCCUGUCUGCUGUAAUCAUUUUAUAUCUGGAAAACCAGCCGACUUAAUCGAUAAUAACAAUCUCCAGAUUGGGUUCCUUCAAUAAAUAUGGGCUAUAAACACAAUGAAAUAAGUUCCCCAAAAUCUAAAAUGGAGUGGUAUCAAAGGAGAAUUAAAGGAAAAAAUAUUCAUAUUGAAAUUAUUUAUAAGGCACUGGACUGUCUUAAAUUCUACAGUAAUACUAGAAUCAGCUGAGAGAAGUGGUCUACAAAAAACCAGGAAGGAAACGGAAUAUGUGGCUACGAAAGGCAAAAGAAAGGUUUACAAAGCAAAUGUGACACAUUUUUUUGAAAUAUUUAGGAAUAUCAGUAAAUUGCAUUAAAAAAAUGUAUGAAAAGAUUUUGUUCAAUAAAAAUGUUUAUAUUUA
Messenger RNA from Diabrotica virgifera virgifera (western corn rootworm), 5522 nucleotides. RefSeq names its product craniofacial development protein 2-like. Lineage: Eukaryota; Metazoa; Arthropoda; Insecta; Coleoptera; Chrysomelidae. Gene Ontology annotation, cellular component: nucleus. Gene Ontology annotation, molecular function: catalytic activity. The transcript is spliced from 3 exons. The record is from RefSeq and is a predicted model, not a curated record. The coding region runs from base 433 to 2019 and encodes 528 amino acids. Gene Ontology annotation, biological process: chromatin remodeling.